AGAUUGGCAGUCACUAAGUAUGCAAUUCAGAGAGGGGUUCAGAUUGAAAAGUGUGUGAAUGAGCCAAAUAGAGUAAGGGUGAGAUGUUGCAAGGUAAAUUGCAAAUGGUUGUUAUAUGCAAGUUUGGACAAGAAGACUAAUAACUUUGUUAUUAAGACUUACAUGCCAGUCCAUUCAUGUCAAAAGGCUACUAGGAAUUAUUUGUGCAACUCUAGAUUCAUUGCUACUGUUUUUAAAAAGAAAGUUAUUGAACAACCAAAUAUCAGAGUGUUCAAGCUGCAAGAGUUAAUCCGUAAGAAGUAUAAUGUGCAUGUUGGUAAGACCACAACUAGAAGAGCAAGAGCUAAAAUUUUGAAUGAACUUAUGGGUGAUCAUGUUAAGGAAUUUGGGAGAAUUCUUGAUUAUAAGGAUGAGUUGCUGAGGACUAAUCCUGGGAGUACUUGUGUGGUGAAGCUAGGAGAAGCUAAUGAAUCUGGUAGGCCAGUAUUUGAGGCAUUUUACAUUUGUUUUGCUGCACUCAAGAUGGCAUUUAUGUCAGCUAGAAAAUGCAUUGGUCUGGAUGGUUGUUUCUUGAAGGGGGUUUGCAGGGGUCAAUUACUUAUUGCAGUGGCUAAAGAUGGCAAUAAUCAAAUGCUUCCACUUGCUUGGGCUGUAGUUGAAAAUGAGAACACAAUCACUUGGAGUUGGUUUAUUUCUCUGUUGAAAGAAGACUUGAGAUUAGGAGAUGGAACAAGUUUCACAAUUAUGCCAGACAUGCAAAAGGGACUGGAUAUAGCUAUAAAGGAGUUGUUGCCAGCUUGUGAGGAAAGAAGGUGUGCUAGGCAUAUACUAGCAAAUUUGUCAAAGAAUUGGAGAGGGCUGCAAAGGAAGAAGCAGUUCUGGAAGUGUGCUAGAAAUACUUUUGAAGUUGAAUUCAGAGAAAAUCUGCACGAGUUGUCUAAAUUAGGUACUGGAGGUACAUGUAUAGUGGAUGACCUAAUUUACUAUGAUAAAGAAUAUUGGUGUAAGGUGUAUAUUUAUUGUGAAGUCAAGUCUGAUGCAAUAGAUAAUAAUAUGUGUGAAAGCUUUAAUGCUUGA
This is a messenger RNA of Solanum pennellii, 1077 nucleotides long. RefSeq lists its product as uncharacterized. The record is from RefSeq and is a predicted model, not a curated record. NCBI's taxonomy places the organism in Eukaryota, Viridiplantae, Streptophyta, Magnoliopsida, Solanales, Solanaceae. The coding region runs from base 163 to 1077 and encodes 304 amino acids. The transcript is spliced from 2 exons.